AUGGCGUCGGGCAACCUAACUUUAACUCUCAAGAACAUGACUCAGUGUGUUGAGUUCCCUCCUCACAUACAUUCGGCGGGCAUUUUCAGCUACAAAACAUCUGCCGGGAUACCGUAUACCCUUCCUAAUCUGGAGAUGCAGAUGACAGGCAUAAUCCUCGGCCCUACACUGCUUGGACACUUCAAAUUUUUCGGGGAAUACCUGUUUAAUGUAAACAGUCAAGAAAUACUUGGUGUGCUCGCUGAGUUUGGUUAUGGAUUCUUUAUGUUUGUCAUUGGGGUGAAAAUGGAUUUGGGAAUGAUCAACAGGACAGGGCAAAAGGCAUUGUGCCUCGGUGUGGCAUGCGUUGUGGCGCCUUUGGUAGUCGGUAUGCUUGUUCAAACCAAGCUCACCUCUUCUUUCUUCAACCUGACCGAACAAGAAAUGUUCAGGCUUCCAUUUGUGAAUGUGAUAAAUUGUAUGACUCCGUUUCCAGUUGUUGCUCUUCUCCUUGAGGAGCUGAAGAUCUUGAAUUCGGAGAUCGGGAGAUUAGGCAUGUCUGCAGCACUGGUCAGUGACAUAUUUAGUGGGUUCCUGCAAUUUGUGGGCAAAAUGGUUAAAAUGAUAAAAGAGAGUAGUAGAGAGGAUACUAUAACAAUGGUAGGGGCAAGCAUUGGCUAUAUCAUCGUUGUUGUGGCCUUACUCAGACCGGCAAUGUAUUGGGUGAUCAAGCAGACUCCAGAAAACAGGCCUGUCAAGAAAACCUAUGUCAACAUCAUCAUCAUGCUUAUGCUUACAUCGGGGGUGCUUUCGCAUAUGUAUGGUCAAGGUUUUCAUUUUGGUCCUUUUAUAUUUGGUUUGGCUGUCCCAGCCGGACCACCAUUGGGAUCAGCUAUUGAAGAGAAGCUCAAUUUGUUCGUUUCGGAUGUGCUUCUGCCCAUCUUCGUGACUGCAUGUUCCAUGAGGACAGAUUUUUGGUCACUGAAAUAUUUAAGCACCGACUCUUACACCCAAGUCAAUGGAAUCCUCUUUGUCGUCGUUCUUGUGACCAAAUUCUUUGCCUCCAUUGUUCCUCCAUUGUAUUGCCGCAUGCCCUUCGGUGAUGCAUUGGCAAUUGCUCUCAUUUUGAGUUGCAAAGGCAUCGUCAACCUUUCCGCCUAUACUGACUACAGAGACAAUCUGACCAUCUCAGAUCCAUCUUUUGCUUUGGCAAUCACUAGCGUUUUAGUGACUGCAACUUUUGUACCGAUUGCGGUGAAGUACCUCUAUGAUCCUUCAAGGAAAUAUGCAGGCUACCAGAGAAGGAAUAUGAUGCAUUUGAAACCCAAUGCUGAGCUCAAAAUUCUUUCAUGCAUUCAUAGGUCAGCCAACAUGCCUGCAGUCAUCAAUCUACUUGAUGCAGCAUGUCCAUCUAAAGAGAACCCCAUUGCUGUCUAUGUUCUUCACCUCAUUGAAUUAGUUGGCAGAGCCUCCCCUGUUUUUAUCUCCCAUCAAAUGCAGAGAAAAUCUUCUUCCAAUGUUUCAUACUCAGACAAUGUCAUUCUCUACUUCAAUCACUUUGUUAGAGAAAAUCUAGGGGCUGUAUCUCUAAGCACCUUCACAUCAAUCUCUGCCCCAAAAUACAUGCAUGAAGACAUAUGCACCGUUGCAUUGGACAAGCUUGUGUCCCUAAUCGUGCUCCCAUUUCACCGGAGAUGGUCUGUUGACGGUUCUGUGGAGUCAGAAGACAACAACACCAGGAUCCUAAAUUGUAGUGUCCUAGAUAGAGCCCCAUGCUCUGUUGGAAUCCUUGUUGACCGCGGCCAUUUAGGCCAGUCCUCCAUUGUAGCACCUGGGUCAUCCUUCUCUGUGGCUAUAAUCUUCUUGGGAGGUAAAGAUGAUAGGGAGGCACUAGCAUUUGUGAAAAGAAUGACCAACGACUCGACGAUUAGCCUAACUGUGAUCCGGCUUGUUGCCUCGGCUGAUGAAGUUGAUGGUUCGAAAUGGGAUAAUGUACUUGAUGCAGAGGAAUUAAAGGGUUUUCGAUAUAAUGAUGUGCGGGAGGGGUUUGUGAUAUACUUGGAGGAAGUUGUAGAAGAUGGACCUCAGACGGCUUUAUUUCUUCGGUCUAUUGUGGAUGACUAUGACCUAAUUAUAGUAGGGAGAAGGUUUAAUGUGAAUUCUCCUCAGACAUCAGGGCUUUCAGAAUGGAGUGAAUUUCCAGAGCUAGGGACUAUAGGGGACUUGCUUGCCUCACCAGAUAUCACUUGCAGAGCUUCUAUUCUAGUGGUACAGCAGCAAAAGAUGGUGACACAAUAA
Molecule: messenger RNA, 2277 nt
Organism: Prunus mume (Japanese apricot)
Lineage: Eukaryota; Viridiplantae; Streptophyta; Magnoliopsida; Rosales; Rosaceae
Source: RefSeq, a predicted model, not a curated record